GAGAGAGCGAGCGAGCGAGCGAGAGAGAAGCAGGCGGGGGAGCGCGAGCCAGCAGCGGAGAGAGAAGACCCGGUAGAGCGCGAGGAGGGAGAGAGAGAGAGAGUGAGAGAGAGAGAUCGAGAGUGAACGAGAGGAGAGAGAGCGACGACCGUCAGGGUCCGGGUGCCUGAGGGACGGACGACACGGAGAGGGGGAGGACUGAGUGAGCCACCGACCGACCGACAGACCGACCGACCGACAGAUUGAAUGAAGCUGCACCUGGUGCUUCUGAGGGCCUUUCCCAUGUUUUGAUUUUGUUCCACUUUUUUGUUUCUUUUUUUUUUUUAAAACACGUUCUACACUUGGUUUCACCGAGCCGCUCUUUGCCAUGCCGUCCAACAGUCCUGCUGCCACCGAGCCGCCCCAGACACCAGAGAAUGACAACUCCAAUGAUGUGAGUGAAGAUGGAGCAGACCAGGACAGUCCAGAGGAGGGGACGCCAGCGAGUCCCCGCAACAAGCGCAGAGUGGGCCGUCCUGGCAGGAAACGCAAACAGCUGCUUCCUGAGAUGGCGACCUCUGACCCCUGUGCAAAUGCCCCCCCAACCCCGCCUGAGGAGCCGGAGGCCUCCCCCUCCCCUCGCAAGAAGCGCGGGCGUCGGAAACUGGAGCAAACUGAGAGGAAUAAGGACGAGCCAGACGACAGAAACUGCGACUCCCCCAGAGAGGGCGAGACUGGGAGGCUGCGGAGGAGGCCAGUCCCCAGAGUGACUUUCCAGGCCGGCGACCCGUACUACAUCAGCAGGAGACAGAGAGAAGAAUGGCUCAGCCGCUGGAAGAUGGAGGCAGAGCGGCGGGCGUACAGGGAGGCCGAGAUGAACAUGAUGGACGACCUGUCGGAGGCCGACUUUCAGAAAGAGGAGGAGCCGGCCAGCCCGGCUCCCCCGCCUUCGCAGCAACACACAGACCCCGCCUCCCCGACGGUCGCCGUGACGCCGGAGCCGGUCGCCAGGGGAGACCAGGCCACGCCAAGUGAGAUAGAGUAUCAGGACGGCCGGGGCUUUGGCAUCGGCACGCUGGUGUUCGGGAAGCUGCGAGGUUUCUCCUGGUGGCCCGGCAGGAUCGUCUCUUGGUGGAUGAGCGGCCGGAGUCGAGCGGCCGACGGCACUCGCUGGGUCAUGUGGUUCGGAGACGGCAAGUUCUCUGUGGUGUGUGUGGAGAAGCUGAUGCCCCUGAGCUCUUUCUCAUCAGCUUUCCACCAGCCCACCUACAACAAACAGUCCAUGUACCGGAAAGCCAUCUUCGAGGCUCUGCAGGUGGCCAGUGUGCGAGCGGGGAGGCCAGUCCCUUCCUGUGACGCGAGUGACGACGCAGAGGGCGUGGAGAUUCAAACCAGACAGAUGAUAGAGUGGGCCAUGACCGGCUUCCUACCCAAUGGUCCACAAUCCUUGGACCCUCCAGAAGAGGAGCAGAAUCCAUAUAAGGAAGUGUAUCCAGAGAUGUGGGCCGAGCCUGAGGCGGCGUACACGCCUCCACCUGCAAAGAAACCACGCAAGAACUCAGCCGAGAAAGCAAAGAUCAGAGAGGUCAUCGACGAGGGGACCAGAGAGAGACUUAUAUACGAGAUCAAAAAGAAGACCAGGAAUAUAGAAGAUAUCUGUAUUUCCUGCGGAAGCCUCAACGUCUCUCUGGAGCACCCUCUCUUCGUAGGAGCGAUGUGCCAGGGUUGCAAAAACUCGUUCCUGGAGUGCGCCUACCAGUACGACGAUGACGGCUACCAGUCCUACUGCACCAUCUGCUGUGGAGGCAGGGAAGUGCUCAUGUGUGGCAACAACAACUGCUGUCGGUGUUUCUGCGUGGAGUGUGUGGAUCUGUUGGUGGGACCGGCUCAGGCGGCGGCGGCCAUCAAAGAAGACCCGUGGAACUGCUACAUGUGUGGCCCCCGGAACACCUACGGUUUACUGCGACGACGGGACGACUGGCCCUGCAGACUACAACACUUCUUUGCCAACAACCACGAACAGGAAUUCGAGCCAGCCAAGUUGUAUCCUCCAGUCGCGGCAGAGAAGAGGCAACCAAUCAGAGUCCUGUCUCUGUUUGACGGCAUCGCCACAGGUCUGCUUGUGCUGAAGGAUUUGGGGAUCCAGGUCGACAAGUACGUGGCGUCUGAGGUGUGUGAAGACUCCAUCACUGUCGGCAUGGUUCGACACCAAGGACGCAUCAUGUACGUGGGAGACGUACGCAACGUAACUCGCAAACAUAUCGAAGAGUGGGGACCAUUUGACCUGGUGAUCGGAGGAAGCCCCUGCAACGACCUCUCCAUAGUCAACCCUGCACGGAAAGGCCUUUACGAGGGAACCGGCCGGUUGUUUUUCGAGUUUUACCGUCUGCUCCAUGAGGCUCGACCAAAACCGGGCGACGAGCGGCCGUUUUUCUGGCUGUUUGAGAACGUGGUCGCUAUGGGAGUCAGCGACAAACGAGACAUCUCUCGCUUUUUAGAGUGUAAUCCAGUGAUGAUCGACGCCAAGGAAGUCUCCGCUGCCCAUCGUGCUCGCUACUUCUGGGGCAACCUGCCAGGCAUGUCCAGACCUCUGACACCGAUGGCGAACGACAAGCUGGACCUCCAGGAGUGUCUCGAGCACGGGCGCACGGCCAAGUUUGAGAAGUUGCGUACGAUAACGACACGCUCCAACUCUGUGAAGCAGGGGAAAGACGAGCAUUUCCCCGUCUACAUGGACAACAAGGAGGACAUCCUCUGGUGUACCGAGAUGGAAAGGGUGUUUGGUUUCCCCGUCCACUACACUGACGUGUCCAACAUGAGUCGUCUCGCCAGGCAGAGGCUGCUGGGACGUUCCUGGAGCGUCCCUGUCAUCAGGCACCUCUUCGCCCCGCUCAAGGAGUACUUCGCCUGCAACUAGUCUCACACACACACACACACACACACACACACACACACACACACACACACACACACAAAACCAACUCUCUCUCUCUCUCUCUGUCACACUUAAACACACACAUACAUACAGGCAUAAGCAGUAUGUAAUGGCAGACACACACAGAUAAUUACACACGGCUAGUACAUGAAGGUUGGCUGACGCAGGAUGACACAGAUGACCACACACACACACACACACACACACACACACACACACACACACACACACACACACACUGUAAAGGACUGCUUCCCAAGAUCCCAUGUAGACCACUGGCUGACCUUAGUCCCCUGGUGCUACCUUGCUGAUUUACACACACACACACACACACACACACACACACACACUGGGUGCAGGGUUUCUGUUACUGUAAAUCCUCACACACAAACUUCCUGUCCGACCUUGAAACUGAUGUCUUCUGGCUUUACUGUGUCGUGGUAGCUGGAGUUCAAACCUACGAGGCGGAGUGGAGGAGGAGGGAGGAGGAGGAGGAGGAGGAGGUGGGGGAGGGGGGGAGGCGUAAAACUGACAAAGAUGCCCUGACUUUUCUGUUUUUUAAUCUCUCUCUCUCCAGAUACAUCAACACACCAAUGAACCCCUCUGAACCAUUAACACUUAACUGUAUUCAUGCGUAGUAGUGACAGUACUGCUGGUGUAUUACAGUGCAAUGAACACGCACACUGACACACACUCACACACACACACACACACCAGUUAAUGCUCAUGGUGCUGGUCAGGCAGUGAUAGAGUCCAAAUGGUGCCACUUUAAUACAACACUUUUACAGUUUUUGGUGCUCUUGGAGACUGAACGGUCUCUGGUUCGUUUCAGUCGCUGCAGCAUGGCGUCCCUAACCGAGUCAAACCAAACGAUUAACAAGCAGGCGGAUUUGGUGCGCAGGGGAGCGUCCUAAAGGCGGAUAGGAUUGUUACGAAUAAAUCAGAUUGUAAUUUGUUCUGUUUCUUGGAGGAAAUGCUGCUCUGGAAGUAAAAAAAUCUCUGUAAAUGAGUUAAACCUCAGUGGGCUGAGACAAAAAACUAAAACCUGAGGGAGACUACUUAUAGUUGAAAUAUGGUCACUGAUACCUGCAACAUGAAACACUGAAAAUAAGAGAGUGAUUAUUUGCAUGGUGAUUUUCUUUUGCUAGUCUUCCUGAGGUUCGUAAAUAUACUCAAAUAUACAUAUGGGACAAACUCUAGACACUAAAGCAUAACUCCAGUAUUUUUGAACCUUGUUUUCCCAUUUAUUCUGAAGUAAAUGAUUGAUAGGAAGAAAAAUCUUUUCCAUUGGUUCAGUAUUGAGCAAGAACGGUGUACCGUUCACUACCAGACUCCAUUGACGAAAACAGCAAUUUUACUGAGCAGAACACAGACGCUGCUGGGAUACUUGUGCCUUGAUCGAUUUGUUUGUUUGUGUUAUUGUGUGAAGCUCAGUCAUUUACUGAAGUAAAAAUACCACACAGUAACACGAACUAACUAACUGCUUGAGGUACGAGUAUUCCAACAGCUCCUGUGUUCCGCACCGUAAAAUUGCUGUUUUCGUCAAUGGAAUCUGGUAGUGAGAAUAGCAAUGUUUCAGGUUAAACUAAAAGGAUCUCACUCUUUAAUAAAAAGGCCUGCCUCUGUAGGAAUCUUAUGCAUAAUGUUGUCAAAAAUCCGAGCCUGUCAGUCGAAGUAAAAAUCAGCUAUUUACACCCAAAAACAUGGAAAAAUAAGGUCCAGGUUAAAAAAAAUAAUGUAGUUUUCAUUUAACGGGAAGAAAAAUAACACAAAGAGCAAAGAAUACAACAAAAUGUAAUAAUAGUGAGUUUAAAACAAGAAAAAAACAAGGGACAGGCCAUAUGUGUCUUCGUGAAAAUACUUAAUGAGUAUAUAUAUCAGAGCCAUAGUGGAGCUGUCAACAACAAACAAUAAAAGCAGAGUGAAUGACAAGGCCACACACUCAUGUUGGGGUAAAACCAUCCUUUGUGUUUGUUUCACAGAGUUAGUGUUAGAAAAAUUGUGAACAUAGUGAAGACAAAGAGUAAAAUCAGCUUUUAUACAUAGCACUAAGCUAAAAAAUACAGAAUAUCACUGCAUGUGUCUCAGCUGUCAGGAACUACAUCCACCAUUAGGUUUCCAUACAAUAAGCACUCGUACUGUUUUGAUUAUUUUUCGGUGGUUUUUGGAAUAUUUUAGGCAGUGAUUGUAUAUUAAGGUUAGUUAAUGCUUUGGUGAAUAUGCUGUGAAAUACUGUACACUUGUAGCAUUUUAACAGUGGGUCUGUUUCCUCAUAUUUAGUAUAUGCUGGUUGUUACUCAGUAACAUAUGUAAAAGUGCUGUUGUGUUGCAUUGAUUACUGUUAACUGUGAUAACGACUGUGACGUUCAUCUUUCAUGGUGCAAAAUUGGAAUAAUGCUGUAUGUCAGUUGUCUGAUAGUGGCUGUGGAUGUUACAGUUAAUGUCUGUGUAGAAAUUAGCCCCAGUAAACGCCAUCAGGAGGUGGUAGAUCAUGAUACUGUACCAAACCGUGGCCAGCGUAAUGGGAUCGUUUCAUUAAGCAGCCGGUAACAAAGGACACUAUCUAAAGCCAAAAAACAGUUACUGUAUACUGUGAACUGACGAUAUAAGAUAGUCUUUCUCUGUAGCUUUUUUAACUUGGAUGUGGCUCAGUUUGUUUUUACCCAUUAUGAGUGUGGCUUUAGUUGUGAAGUUUGUGAAACUGUAACAUAGUCAAAUACGUCCUAUAUACACCUGUAUUUCUUUUUAUGACCCUGACAUUAGUCUGUUUAAAGUCUGGUUUCUGCUUUACGUAACUAGACGAUAACUAGACUUGACAAACAACAGCCCCUGAGCCGAAAAACAACAAAAAAAACAUCCUAAAACCAGGAAGUAAGUUAGCAUUUUAGCGCUAUCGGUGCCUUGUCCUUAAUCAGUGUGUUUUUAGCUAAAUGCCUGAAAUAAGGUCUGUGGUUUUAACACAAGCUCAAGACAUUUUCAGGUUUUAUUCUACGACAUAAAAUACGUCAGAAAAUCCCCCACUUGUUGUUGGUUUUUUUUAAAGCUUUUACGUGUUUUAAAAAAGGCAGGUGCUAACAAGCGGCUAAAUGAGACUACAGAGGCUGUCAACAUCUUAAAACCGCAAAUGAAAACCAAUCUAAUCAGUUUAUCUUCUCGCUCUUUCAAAAUAUCACUAACUUUUUAAGAAGAAAGGCUUUUGAUAGAAGAGCUCAGAGUUAAAUUAUAUUAAAAGUUGGAAGCUUAGUGGUGGAGACGCUGACGUCAUGUGACCGUGGUGUCGUUGGUUUAUAGCCUAACAUUAGCUUUUUACUUCUGGUGAUUGUAUUUAGGCUUCAAACAUCAGAACAAACAUCUUAAAACAUCUAAAACACAUUAAGUUUUUGGCUCCAUCCAGGAAGGUUUAACUCAUCCUGUGAGAUUAUUUCCUCCUCUCGAGCAGUUUUUCUAUCUGAGCAGCGUUUUAAAUUUGAAUCCUUCUUGCAAAGUUUGCGUCUGUGUUGUAUACAGAGAGGUCAAAGAGAGCAGCGAUCCGCUUUCAGCGGGGACGGAGAGUAAGGGAAGUCAGUGGGGGAUGAAAACUUAAACCCUUCCAGUUAUUAUACAACAUCUCUCGUGCCUCAGCCCCUCGGUGUUGCCCUUGUUUUUUGGCGUCUGGUGAUGAGAAGCGACCGGCGAGUCCACCAUCCCUUGCAGUUCCCGCUCCUACUUUGCUUCAUAGGGAUCCAAAAUGUCCUCCAUUUACUGAUAUCGCAGCGACAUCCACUGAAACCAGAGGCAGACCUUUAUUCUGUAGACACUAUGCCGGUUUUCUACUUCCUGCGACUGAAACAGAUAGCCCUGUAUAAAUAACAGAUACCUCCUCACAUUACACAGAUACAACUGUACGACCUUGUCUUCGGGUGUUUCCUCUGCCUUUUUGAUGCCCGGUGCAUGCUGGGAUAAACUCAGCCCCUACGUAACCUUGACUAGGAAUGAAUUGUCAUGACGUGUGGCAGAUAAUAAUAAUAAUAAUAAUAAUAAUAAAAUGUUUUCAGAGAUUACGACACAGAUAAUGUGUGUAAAUGCUGAUGUAUGUUUUAUUUACACGGGGCUGUCUUUUGAGAAGAACAUCUCUUUCAGUCUGGUGCUUUUGGUCUUCAGGCGACCAUCUUUUUUCCAGGAAGCCUUCCAAUCCUCUGACCUUCCUCAGAUACCAGCUAACAACUGGACACAUGCAGUCUACACACACACUCACACACACACACACACACAAACAGUCACACAAACCAACAGUAAACCAGCAGGUUCAAAGUAUUCAAAGUUUUUCCAUCAUGUUUACUCUCUCCGUUUAUACAACCAACCUUCAGGUGCUUUUUAAACUCUGCUCUUUUUUACAGUGCUCUUGCAGGUUACUCAUACACACACACACACACACACACACACACACACACACACACACACAAAUACGCAAACAUUUUGCUGGAAACACGGUGCCGACUUACAUGCUUUCUCUAAACUCCUUUUGCUAUACAAACCACAUUACUAACACACACGCAUACAAGCAUACACACUGUGUUUUUUGCCGGCCGCCUGUUGCCACCAGGCUUCUUACGGUGCCGCCGCCGGGUGCGACGUCACGCACCCCCCGCGUCGCUUGGUGCUCCCAUCCCCUGCCCGCCAACCCACAUAAAAUCCCUCCCACUACCCCACCCCCAGGUGCUGCAUGUCAGUCAGUCAGUGUAAUCUCCGAUUCCAUGUUAGAUUAGGGAGUAAUGAUAAUUAAAAUAAUGGUAAUAAUAUUACAAUAAUAAUCUGUUAUUGUGUGUGUGUACUGUUCCAGGUUGGUGCUCAGUUCAGUUCAGUCUCAGCCUAGAGAGGAGAGAGAGAGGCUAGAGAAAGCAUAUAUUACAGUUAGUAUAGUGACUUGUUCUAUUGUAUCCGAGGAUGCCAGAAGAAAUUGUGUGAGCGACAAGCUACAGGACGCUCUCAAACAGGAGACGAGUCGAAAUAACACCGAUAUGUAGUGCUGUUAAGCAGGUGAAACAGGUGACUGAUAAGUUGGUGUCCUAAGGCAGAAGGAGGUGAGUUAGACAGGUCUCUUUACGUGCAGAUGCAGCUCAACUCUUUGGGUGAUUCUGCAGAAAGUUUGAGGUGAAUAACUUCUGUGGUUUUUCUUUUUCAGGUGAUUGAAAAUUGCACUGUCUGAGAAAAUGCUCCACGUCAUCGUCACUGUCAAAAUGGCGACCGGCUGAGCGCCCUCUUCAUCCUGGGGAAGAGGCAGUAAUCUGAGAGGCUAAAUCAGGUGAACAGAGCGAGUUCAGAUCCACAGUUGAGGCCGAUGGCGUCCAUUUUCUCAGACAGAGCUGACUUUCAAUUUUCAGUUACCUGAAACAGAAACACAACUAAAGUUAAUAACUUCAAUUUUUCUUUACGGUGCACAUAAUGAGAGCUGUUUAACUCAUCUCCUUCUAUCUUAAACUUAUCAAUCACCACUUGUGUAUCUAUAAAUUACAACAACUUUGUCAUUAAAUGCCCAGAAAUAAUACCCAACAACAUCAAUAGAAACAUUAUUCUCUAAGGAAAAAUGCCUUGAAAAUUUCUCUGUGUUUCCACUGGUUCCCAAACUUUUUAUCUAAAAGAGGUCUGCCACACAAAAUUAAGUGAAAAACUAAAUAUAGGACAGUUUUACCCAAGGCUACAACUAAUGAUUCUUUUCCUUAUUGAUCACUCUUCUGAUUAUUUUCUUGAUUAAUCAUUUAGUCUGAUCAUGAGUUCCACAAGCUGAAUGUCAGGUCUUCAGAUGUCCUGUAUCGUCCGACCAAAGAUUUUCAGUUUGCUCUCAAAGAAAACUAAAAAAAUCAGAAAAUGGAGCUUAACAGAUAUUUUGGAAAUUUACACAUGCUAAAACAGUACAAACAGCAAUGGAAAUUAAUGUGCAGAGAGAUAAAAAAGCUUAAAGAUCUUAUCUUUGUAAAAUAUAUAAACUCUGCGUGUACUUGAAGUACACUAUUACUUCUUUUUCACAAGCCAAAAAGGUUGAGAAUUACAAAUGAAGAUUAUAAAACAGAGAUUUAACUCUUCUUUUCCAUAAAUUAGGACCUCUGCACGACAGGAUGUCUGCUCUUAACUGACCUUUGGCUUGUGAGAUGUUGGGAAAGUUGAAGUUUAGAUGCUUGGUCGAGUCGAUCAGUGAAAAAAUAAAGAAUGAAAAAGGCAUUAAAUGGUCUCACAGACUUCCCUCCUUGAGUUUUAAUCUUGUAUAUAAAAGCAUGAAGCUGAGUUUCCUGAAAUAAGGAACAAGAACCUUAAAAAGUCUGGGAACCACUGGCUCAUUUUUCAUUCUCACUAACAACAGCAGCAGCAGUGUUAUUUCAACGUUCACCUGUCUGAGAGCGCAGCCAGUAAAAAAAAGCGUGAGGGACGGAGUCGACAUUUUUAAGAUGAUGGGUGACACGGUGAUGAUGUUUCUGUUCGCCUAUCGACAGCUUUUAGGCUGAGUGAUGCGCUGUUUUAAACACUGAUACACUUAAACAAAAAUAACACACAAAAACACUGUUAAUCGACACAGAGCGAACGACGCUCAGACGCAGAGAUACAUGCACAACACCUACAAAUACAAUGCUGUGGCGCAUGCAGACACUCAUCUCAUGGACUAAAUGAAAGAUGAGCUUUUAGGAAAAGGAGGACCCGGUGGUGUUUCAAAAGGUGCUAAAAUUUUAUCUGAAAAUAAGAAAAAUAUAUUGUUAGGAAUAUAAAUCAAGUUUGUCUUUACAAUGACUGUAUUUAAGUUUGUCGUAGUAAUGAAAAGGCACUAUUAUUUUACUCUUGUAUGAAUAUGAACUAAUUAAAAAGGCAUUUUAACUUUGUACUUGAACAAUGUAAGAAAUGAACCGUGAAUAAAAAAGGACUGUUUCUUGUGA
Messenger RNA from Lates calcarifer (barramundi perch), 9813 nucleotides. RefSeq names its product DNA (cytosine-5)-methyltransferase 3A-like. NCBI's taxonomy places the organism in Eukaryota, Metazoa, Chordata, Actinopteri, Centropomidae. The record is from RefSeq and is a predicted model, not a curated record. Gene Ontology annotation, molecular function: methyltransferase activity. Gene Ontology annotation, cellular component: cytoplasm; nucleus. Gene Ontology annotation, biological process: negative regulation of DNA-templated transcription.